Molecule: messenger RNA, 2217 nt
Organism: Dendrobium catenatum
Lineage: Eukaryota; Viridiplantae; Streptophyta; Magnoliopsida; Asparagales; Orchidaceae
Exons: 4
Coding region: 1-2217 (738 amino acids)
Molecular function (GO): zinc ion binding; catalytic activity; nucleic acid binding
Source: RefSeq, a predicted model, not a curated record
AUGGGCGAAGUUGCUGAGGCUUGGACGAAACCGAAGCCAAUCAAGAUUACAUUUGAUAGAGAUUUGAUGGAAUUCUCUGAGGACGGUGUGGCGGUAAAAUUGAACGCGGAAAGGGAAGAUGAGAAUGCUAGAGUAUUGAAGAAUUUGAUUGUACUCAAAGUUCUAGGUAAUGGAGUUCGAUUCUCAGUUUGCAGUUCGGAGCUAAGAAGACAAUGGAGCCAAUACGGUAAAUUUCACUUGACCUCAAUUGGAUUGGAUUGGAUACUAUGUUUGUUCAAUUCGUGUGAGGUGAUUGAUGAAGUUUUGAAUGGGGGCCCAUGGUAUGUGAAUGUAUUAAUCGUUGGUAUGGAUAGGUGGACUCCUACUUUUGAUACAAAUUCGUUUAAAGGUAUAUCUGCUCCGGUGUGGAUCCGAUUACCUUGCUUACCUUUAUAUUGCUGGGAUGAAGAUAGCAUAGCUAGAAUUGCUUCUUGCUUUGGAUCACCUAUGUAUGUAGAUGGAAAUACAUUCCAAUGGAGUAAACAAGAAUUUGCACGUGUUUGUGUGAGAAUUGAUUUAGAGAAGAAACUUUUGAAUGGUACGUGGGUUGAAGGUUCGGCUAGGAGAUUUUUCCAAAGGGUGGAAUAUGAAAAAAUUGAUCUUAUGUGCUACCAAUGUGGAAGGGUAGGCCAUGAUAAGAAGACAUGUCCGGAAAAUGUCACAUUGGUGAUUCAAGAUCAAUCAUUGAAGAGUAUGAGAUCAGAUAAUGGGCAGGACAAUUUGGUGAGACAUGACAAUAAGCAUUAUGUGGAGAAAGUUCAGGAUGAAUGUAACGGUAAUAAGGCAGAUGAAGUCUCUGGAAAAGAUGCUGUAACUGGUAUGUUCGAACAAUCAACAAACCUGUUUGCUAUUCUGGUUGAGGAGAAUGAGGAAGAACUUUUGGGUAAAGCUGUUAGUAAUGAUAAGGUGGUUGACAAAGGCUCGGAAUUAUUGGAACUGGAGGUAAAUCUUGAUAUGAAUUAUGGUAGUGAAGAUGUCAAGGUUAAAUUAGCCAAAGAAUUGAAGUCAUUGGGACCUGUUAAUAGUGAGAAGAAGAAGAGGAAUGGAAGGGGAGCGAGGAAGAAAGAAGCUUCCCUGUAUCUUAAGGAAAUGGUUAGAGAUGAAAAUGUUUUCUUUAUUGGGCUUAUGGAGACAAAGCUGUCUAGCAUUGGUAGAAUGGAGGUGGAUUGCCUAAUGGGAAAUGAGUGGGAUUAUUUUCACCAACCUGCUGUUGGGACUUCUGGUGGUAUCCUGGUUUUGUGGAACAUAAAUUUGGUGUCAUUUGAGGUUUGUGAAGCUUCUUCUCAGGUGAUCAUUGGUAAUCUUUCGAUUCCUAGCUUAGGAAUUUGGAAGAUUGCUACGGUUUAUGGAAGCCAUUGCAACAAGGAGAGAAGUGAUCUUUGGAAUCAAUUGGAGAGAAGCAUGGAGAAUUCUAGUCCUUCCAUCAUAGGGGGAGACUUUAAUUGUAUUCUAAACAAAGAUGAUAAUAGAGGAGGUAAGAGGUUCCUUUUUUCCAAGGGACCGAGAGAAAUGAAGAGCUUCAUGCUUCCUUUGGUAGUGAACAGACAUUUGGCAAGGAUGGCAUGUGAUCACUGUCCAAUUGUGAUCAAGAUGGAUGAUAGAAUACGGCUUAAGCCGAGAACAAUCAAAUUUGAAGAUACAUGGAGAUCUUAUCAGGAGGCUAAGAGCAUAGUUUAUCACUCCUGGAAGAAGCAUGAUGAUGGUAAUGAGUAUGAAGUCUUACAAAAGAAGCUUAAUCGUACUUUGAAAUCCUUAUUUUUCUGGAGCAGAAAUAAAUGCAAGGAUUUGAAUGCCUUAAAGGAUAAACUGAAGAAAGAGAUCCUUGAUUUGCAAAACAAAGAAGCAUUGAGUAGUAAGUGGUCUGCUGAUGACCUGUUUAAACUUAGAAAUAAGGUUAAUCAACUCAAUAUCACUAUGAGAAGACUUUCAACUUGGUGGAAUCAAAGGGCUAAGGCUAGGUGGCAUGAGGAAGGCAAUACAAAUUCUAAGUUUUUUCAUAACUUUGCAACAGCUAGAAGGAAUGGGAAUCGUAUUUUUCAAGUCAAAGAUGAAGCAAAUAAGUUGCAAGUGGAGGAGGAUCAAAUCGAGAAAGUCUUCACCAAAUUCUUUGAGAAGAAAUGGGAAUAUAGUGAAUGUGAAGUCACGGGAUGGCCUUCUAUUAUGGAGAAUCAGAAGUGA